Molecule: messenger RNA, 285 nt
Organism: Haemonchus placei
Lineage: Eukaryota; Metazoa; Nematoda; Chromadorea; Rhabditida; Trichostrongylidae
Source: the annotation of a GenBank genome assembly
AUGAAUCAAGACAACCGCGAUCAGCCAAUGGAGGAUGGCCACGAGGAAAGCCUGGUAGAACCAGGGCAAGAAGAACCUCAAAGAGUCAACAAGUCGACAAGACCGAACACUAUGCCCAAAAGUGGACAUUGUGCGAAGGCACCUUUGAAAGGUCGACGACCAUCUCGACGUGGAGAGACACUACUCAAUGCGGUCGGCCAGCGAAUCUUCGCAAUAAAGACAGCACUCGAUCGCACGUGCAAUGGCUUAGAACAAGUCUGCGACCGACGGAAGGACCUUAUGUAG